Messenger RNA from Haplochromis burtoni (Burton's mouthbrooder), 2802 nucleotides. RefSeq names its product voltage-dependent L-type calcium channel subunit beta-4-like. NCBI's taxonomy places the organism in Eukaryota, Metazoa, Chordata, Actinopteri, Cichliformes, Cichlidae. The transcript is spliced from 10 exons. The coding region runs from base 57 to 1055 and encodes 332 amino acids. Gene Ontology annotation, molecular function: high voltage-gated calcium channel activity. Gene Ontology annotation, cellular component: voltage-gated calcium channel complex. Gene Ontology annotation, biological process: chemical synaptic transmission; calcium ion transmembrane transport; regulation of voltage-gated calcium channel activity. The record is from RefSeq and is a predicted model, not a curated record.
GAGGACGCUUCCCUGGCAGUAAAUCCAGUGGGAAUUCCUCCUCCAGUCUGGGAGAGAUGGUGUCAGGAACGUUCAAACCAAACCCAAACUCUGCAGGAAAGCAGAAACAGAAAGUGGCUGAGCAUGUUCCGCCAUAUGACGUGGUUCCCUCCAUGAGGCCAGUUGUCCUGGUGGGACCCUCCCUGAAAGGUUAUGAGGUCACCGACAUGAUGCAGAAAGCGCUGUUUGACUUCCUGAAGCACAGGUUCGAUGGGAGGAUAUCCAUCACGAGGGUAACAGCUGACAUAUCGUUGGCCAAGAGGUCAGUACUAAACAACCCCAGUAAGAGGGCCAUCAUUGAGAGAUCCAACACCCGCUCCAGCCUUGCUGAGGUCCAGAGUGAAAUAGAGAGGAUCUUUGAGCUGGCCAGGUCUUUACAGCUGGUGGUUUUGGAUGCUGACACCAUUAACCACCCAGCGCAGCUCAUCAAGACUUCAUUAGCACCCAUUAUCGUCCAUGUUAAGGUGUCCUCGCCUAAGGUCUUGCAGAGGCUGAUCAAAUCAAGAGGGAAGUCUCAAAGCAAACAUUUGAAUGUGCAGCUUGUUGCAGCAGAGAAACUAGCACAGUGUCCUUCUGAGAUGUUUGAUAUUAUUUUGGAUGAGAACCAGCUUGAAGAUGCUUGUGAACACCUGGCAGAGUACCUGGAGGCGUACUGGCGUGCGACGCACACUUCGCUUUCCAUGCCGCUCAACCCCCUCCUGGGACGCAAUCUGGGCUCCACUGCUCUCUCCCCGUAUCCUGCUGCCAUUCAGGCCCAAAGAAACCGUAACAGCAACCACACGACGACAGACCAUUCGCCCGUUGAACGUCGCAGUCUAGUGUCUGCCGAUGAGAACUGCCAUAACGAGCGGGCACGGAAGAAUCGCAACCGUCUCUCCUCAGGCUCACAGCACAGCAGGGACCACUCUCCUCUGGUGGAGGAGGACUACCAGGACCCCUACCAGGACUCUUAUAAGCCCCACCGUAACCGAGGAUCCCCGGGAGGCUAUAGCCAGGACUCCAGGCACCGGCUCUGAGCUGUGGCCUGCUGUUAACAAAGUAUAGGCCUGUGUCUCUUCAAGCGACCACCGUGAACACAAGGGGAAAGUUUGCUAUUACAUGAUAAAUCUCUUACAUUCACGAGGACUGAAACCACCUUUUAUUUUGUGUAGUACCUCAUAUCUACUUUGGCCUUGGCUCCUGACAAAUGAGCAUUUGAACCCAAAAAUAAGAAUCCUGCUCUUGCUUUGAUGUGAACAAGGUACUGGAUAUGAAAGUAGCACAAGAUCAGUAAAGUUAUAUUUAAGAGGGAAAGUUGGACAUUUUUUGAAUAUGUCACCAGUAUGACAUGUGAGUGAAGUAAACUAGGCCCUUCUGGACCAUUCCCGCUGUCUCAGCUGUUACUGUAGCAUGCAGGUAGGACUGUAAUUACAGGGACCAUCUGACUCAGGCCAGUGCCAGACAGCAUCCAGCAGUGAUGAUCAGCGCAGAACUUGUUUGCACGGGUCCAGGAGAUGGUAGAAGGAGAGUUUAAUGCAUCUUUAAUGUGCCGCUGUCCUUGAUGUGUGUGAUAAGUCCUGUAAAGCUUGCUCCCGAAUCCUGAAUUUUACAACUAUUGUUUUAAAGUGACAUGAAUGGCUAAUUCAGGGUUCAUGCAGUAGCUUCCUGUUCCCUUUCUUUUUAAACGCUGUUUUUGUCAUAAAUCAUAUGACAGAAAAGGAGAAAAAUCAUGCAGAUACUAAUACAUUUCAAAGCUCCACAACCUCAGGAAUGAGAGGUCAAUUAGACCUAGAAGUGUAGCGUUUAUGUUCUCACCCCUGAUGGGAGUGUGAUUCUGAGAGUUAUGUUAUUUUUGUGAUUUUAUGAUUUUGUUUCUUGAAAAAAAAAGCUGUUUUUCCAGCACAGAAGUCUUUAAAAUGGUCACAACAUCGCAUUUCUCACAUGCCAUGCUUCAAUUAACUGCUGUUGUCUGUCAUGGGUUUCGUAGGACAUGGAUUAAGCAAGACUUUGGGUUUUUGUGAGUGAUUUAUAUUGAGGGCUUCCAUAUAUAAUACACUGAAAAAUAAUCAAAGGAAAGAAAUUUUAAUUUGUGUAAAGUUCAAUUUCCAGAACAAUAAAUUACAUUCCAUUUAUGUCAUUUUAUAUAAGAGCCUUGCUUACACCCUCCAACCAUCAGACAAAAAAUAUAUUAGUAAAAGGUUUUAUAAAAUAAAGUAACACUAAACACUUUCCUUGAGUAGCAAUUUAACAUGCACCUCUUCUAUAUUGUCAUUUACAGCUUUUCUAUGUAUUCUCCUUGAGUUUUAUUAAAGACUACUGAUAAAUAAGAAGCUGUCUAAAAGCACUUGGGCAGGACUGCACUGCCUUUGUUAAUAGUGUCAUUUACAUGCUACUUUUAUGGAAAUGUUGAGCAGCCAGUUCUCCCCCAUCUUUCAAUUUAUAUGUACGCUACCAGCUAAUAUGGGAUUAAAUAGCAUUACCUUUUACAUGACAUAUCCUUGUAUAUUGUAUUUUAAUAUUUAGAUAUUGAAAAGUUUCGUUUUAUUUCAGGUCAUAGACCAGAGAUCUCAUUGUGCUGUGAUUCUGCAGAGGGAAGUCUGACGAGCAGGCUUCCGUUCUUAUUUUCCUUACACAGUAGCUUUUAUUGUUGUAGUUUCAAAACAGUGGAGCAUAAGCAGUGAUUUAAAAGAUUUGAAUACUGCCUGUGAGAGAAUGAUGCAUUGAUUAGAAUUUGUGUGCACUGUCAUUUUACAACUGUAAUGAAAUAAACUGCUGUUAUGCUGU